Molecule: messenger RNA, 1370 nt
Organism: Lycium barbarum (goji berry)
Lineage: Eukaryota; Viridiplantae; Streptophyta; Magnoliopsida; Solanales; Solanaceae
Exons: 2
Coding region: 817-1188 (123 amino acids)
Source: RefSeq, a predicted model, not a curated record
UGUACACAAAAGGCUCAAGUCUCAACUUUACCAAAACGACAACUGAACCAAGCCAAAUCGAGAUUAUUUUAUCUAAAUUUGAUUUAACUGGUCUUAAAAUCAAAUACAAUGCCCUAUGAAAUCCAUUGCUAUAAAUCUGCCUAGGCUGGCAAUUUAUGUAUGUUUUCGUAAAUUGAUGAGACAACUCCACUGAUCUGUCAAAAUAACUCAUUAAUACCACAAACCCAUUAAGACGCCUUAUCUACCGGAAGGAAUAUGUUAAAGAUAUUGAUUUAUGGGUACAGUUUGCAACCAAACUUGCUAGAAAGUUUUGCUAUUGAAUUUCACUUUGUCGAUGGCAUAUAUGAUUUUCCUCACUUUGCAUUUAAGAAUGCGUCGCUGAGGAAUUUGGUUUUACGCAACCUUGAAUUGAACCCUUCUGGUAGUGUAAACUGGCCUAGUCUCGUUUCUCUUUCAAUUGGGCACCUGGAUUUGACAUAAAGUGCCUUGGAGAAGGUAUUAUCUGGUUGCCCUAACUUGGAGUGCUUAAAACUAGAUCAAGUUUCGGGCAUACAUCGUCUGGAAAUCAGCAGUGCCAAGCUGAGAAAAUUGAUCAUAAAAGACUACUAUAAUUGGAAUCAUGACCUUUGGCUUGAAAUAUUAGCCCCAUUUAUUCAAACUUUGCAACUUUUAGGGCAGUGCAGUAAUGUAUGUGUGCCACGUAAAAAUGUACCUUCACUUGUCACUGCAGUCUUUCGUUUAGAUCGUUUAGGUUUUCAUUUUGAUGAGGAAGACAAUGAUGACGUAGAUGCCACCUUGGAGAAGCAGUAUAGCAAUAUGAAGGAACUUCUUCACAGUGUUGCUCAUGUCGAGAAUCUUGAAUUGAGUUUCUGGUGCAUCCAGAACCGGCUGUUAGGUUACACAAAUGAGGAUGAACAGAGCAGGAGGUUUGAGACAUAUAAUUUUGACUACUCAUUGCUACGUCUGAAGACCAUCAAGAUCACUAACUUUGGUGGACCACUGUAUGGAAAUAAAUCUCUAUUGCCAUUUCUAGAAUAUUUGCUAAAGAAAGGAACAGUGCUAGAAAAAUUCAUCAUUGCUGCCAAAUUUGAAGGAUGUGAUGUGCCUCAAUAUUAUGUUAAAAUGGCCCAGGAGUUCCACAGCUUUCCAAGUUCCUCCACACACGCUUUAGUUGUCUUUUCUUAUUGAUAAGCUUUGGCCUCUAUAGUUUGACUCCGUUGCAACUUACCUAACUGUUGUUACUUUAUGUCUAAGUAACAAUGUGUUUAUUUUCUUAUCGUCAUGUAAGAUAGUUUAAAUGUUUGUUAUUAUUAUUCAUACUGUUGAGUUGAUCGCGUUCUAUUACAAUGAAAAUUUAAGGCUGAAAAUCA